Messenger RNA from Teleopsis dalmanni, 798 nucleotides. RefSeq names its product tyrosine-protein kinase Src42A-like. The annotation marks the transcript as partial. Gene Ontology annotation, molecular function: protein binding. The transcript is spliced from 2 exons. NCBI's taxonomy places the organism in Eukaryota, Metazoa, Arthropoda, Insecta, Diptera, Diopsidae. The record is from RefSeq and is a predicted model, not a curated record.
AUUCAUUUCGUAGAGUUCGUGUCGUGUGUGUCCAAUAUUCUUGUACCAGUAGUCGCAAGAGAAUAAUGUAUUCAAAUAAAUAAAAAAAUUAUAAGAAAAAUGUGAAAAUUAAAUUUGAAGAAAAUAUCAAAACAAAGAAAUAUUUAUUAUAUUUCUAAUAUUAACGCGGAAUGUGUGCGAUUAACGCCAAAAAUCCAAAGCAAUGAAAUUAUAAGCAUCAGUUAAACGUUAAACAAAACGCACAUAAACAUUCAAAUGUCUACAUACACACACAAAUGAAUUGGUUGCAUUUAAGAAAAGAAAAGAAAAAAAAUAAAGUAAAUAUAAAUGCAGAAGGGCGUGCAAACGAUAAUAAUUAUUCCCAGUGUAAAAUAUAAAGUGCCAACACCCUUAAAUAUUCUAUUAUUAAAAUUAAUAUAAACAACGAAAUAUUAUUGUAAAUAAAAAAAAUAUAACGUUUAGUGUUUAAAGUUUUGUAAAGUGUAAAAAAAACAACAAAAAAGAGAAAAAAAAAUGGGCAAUUGCCUACGCACAGAGAAACCAGACAUCGACAAGACACAUGUGGAGCGGAAUCAACUUGACGAUCCCGCUGGUGUGGGUGUCACCGGCGUACAGCAACUGACAAUGCCUAUUGGCCAACCGCAGGAGCAAAUACGUCCUGUUCCACAGAUUCCAGAAAAUGAGACUUCCAAUGCAAAUGCAAAAAUAUUUGUCGCCUUAUACGACUACGACGCACGUACUGACGAGGACUUAAGUUUUCGUAAAGGAGAACACUUGGAAAUUUUAAAUGAUACACAG